GGAUUUGGCAGGAUGAAGAGUGUAUGGCCGAUCAUGGCUAUGUUUGUAAAAAGUUGAAUGAUACCUCCUUGACUGAGUCUCAGGCUAUCUCUCCUGUCUACAACGGCACAUGUCCCAUGGGCUUUGUCAGUGCAGUAAACAACAAGUGUUACUACAUUGGUGGCCAAGGAAACCUGACCUCAGAUGACCCUAAGAGGAACUGGGAAGAUGCCAGAAACUACUGUAGGAACUUGACCUCACCGACCUUAGUGGACAUCGGCAGUCUUCAUAGUCUUGCUGAUCAGGAUUUUGUAACCAGCCUCAUGUACGAUCUGAGCAGUGACCUGUGGAUUGGGCUGAGUGACCGACUGGUGGCCAACCAGUACCGAUGGCAGGACAACCGCGAGGUGACCUACACCAACUGGGCAAGCGGGCAGCCAGUCAGACAUUUUCCCUGGAGUCUAAAUAAGGACAACUGUGUAGAGAUGCUGCGGAACCCACACAGACCAGAUGAUACGUCAAAGUGGAAUGAUGCCCCUUGCAGCAAGAAGAGCGCCUUUCUGUGUCAGACAUUACAAUUGUUGCCACCAUCGACUACUUCUAGUGCCAAUUCUAGCUCAGUGUGUCCUGCCAACUUUUUCUUAUACAAGUCAACUUGUUACUCUGUCGAAACUGACAUGAAGACUUGGCCAGAUGCCAGGAAUUCUUGUCAGGCUUUGAAUGGAGAUUUGGCUUCCACAUCUGACAUAUUUGAGGUUGCCAGAUUGCAUUUGGCUGUUCUAAAUAGCAAUGUUAUUGGGCAAGCUUGGAUUGGCAUGAAGUUUGAUCAGGCAUCUUCAGAAUAUGUAUUCAGUGAUGGCUGGCCAGUUAAGCAAACAUUUUGGUCAGCUGGUAACCCUGACCUUCAGACAAAUGAUAGUUGUGUGGCACUUUCCCUGGCCACUUGGAAUGACACAUUGUGUAGUGAGUUUCUCCCGUACAUCUGUGAAAUCAAGUCAGAAGUACCACCAGCUCCAACACCUGCUCCUGAUGGGGACUGCACUGACGCUAGCCAGGUAGUCUUUGGUGAUUACUGCUAUGUAGCCAAAGUAAAUGAUUUUGUAUCAUGGCCAGAGGCGAGUUACAAAUGUGAGAACCACUUUUUAAAGAGUUACCUGGAGCAUGUGGCAGUUCCAGACAGUUCAGGGUUAAUGCCACGUGGUGUUUGGCUAGGACUACAGAAAGAUCCGCAAGGAGGUUACAGAUGGUCUGACCAAUCGCAGGUCACUUACUUCAACUGGGGAGAAGGUGAACCUUCCACACAGAACAACAGAUGGAUAGACGAGGAAUGUGUAGCCCUGUACAGAGACUCUGGCCAAUGGAAUGACCUGCCCUGCAUUAGCCAGAAGUUAGGUUUUGUUUGCAAAACCAGCAAACUUUUUCCAAGUACCUCAUCAAUUGUCACAGAGCCUGCACAAGCAUCAGUUGUCACUUCUGGAGAAAUUGUCACAACUGCU
Candidula unifasciata is the source of this 1475-nucleotide messenger RNA. NCBI's taxonomy places the organism in Eukaryota, Metazoa, Mollusca, Gastropoda, Stylommatophora, Geomitridae. The record is from the annotation of a GenBank genome assembly.